Messenger RNA from Patella vulgata (common limpet), 1570 nucleotides. RefSeq names its product PC-esterase domain-containing protein 1A. The record is from RefSeq and is a predicted model, not a curated record. Lineage: Eukaryota; Metazoa; Mollusca; Gastropoda; Patellidae. The transcript is spliced from 5 exons. Bases 170 to 1381 code for a protein of 403 amino acids.
UUAAAGUAAGGAACAGUUCGAAGAUGUUACUGAAGUGGUUCUCAUGAUUGUCAGCGCAUAUUUUCGAUGUUAGAAGAUUUACUCCAGAAGCGGAAAAUGUGCUAAGCCGUUAAUAUUAAGAGUAAAACUAGGCUACCUAAUAAUAAAAGAUAUUAGGCCUAUAAUCAAGAUGACCAAUUCCUUUAUGCAACAUGAUGUGGAAAAUCUUCUUCUCAAUAAAUUUGUUGUCAUUAUUGGAGAUUCAGUUCAAAGAGGUGUUUAUAAAGAUUUAGUGAUGCUCUUAACAAAAAACAAGUAUUUAACAAAAGGCCAUUUAAGAGCCAAGGGUGAAUACACAUUUGAAGGGGAUGAACUGAUCGAGGGUGGAUGCCGAGGGAAAAUGACAAAUGGUAUUAAUUAUCGAGAAGUUCGUCAGUAUAACUCUGGAGAUCAUCUGAUCAGAUUUUAUUUUGUGACUAGGUGUUACAAUAAUUAUGUUGAAAGUAUUUUAUUAGAUUUAAAACAAGAGCCUUAUCCUGAUGUUGUCAUUAUGAAUUCCUGUCUCUGGGAUAUAACAAGAUAUGGUCGAGACGCAAUCAACGAAUAUAAAGAAAACCUUCAGAAGACAGUAAAGAGAUUUAAAGAUGUUUUAAAUGCUGAUUGUUUAUUUAUAUGGAAUUGUACCCUACCUAUUUCCAGUAACGCUCGUGGUGGCUUUCUUAUACCUGAAGUAUCCUUUAUGAAUAGCACCCUCCGUUUGGAUAUCAUCGAAGCCAAUUAUUUUGCAAGAGAAGUUUUUGUUAAAAAGAGUUGUGAUGUUUUGGAUUUGCAUUUCCACUUGCGAAAUCAGUUGCAUCGACGCACUGCAGAUGGCAUACAUUGGGACUAUACAGCACAUCGUAGGAUUACAAACCUAAUUUUGAGUCACAUAGCAAAAGCAUGGAAUGUUAAGCUGUCAAGACGACUAAAAAGAAUUCAAGACCUUGACUUCAACCAGGCCAAGGAUGAUAUUGAACCUUAUGAUUAUUACCCGCAAGGUUACAAACGUAAUGUUAUGGAUUAUGGAAAGGAAUAUUCAAGCAAUGGCUACGGUCGAAGCGACAUGGAAUAUUCAAACAAUGGCUACGGUCAAAAUGACAACUACUCAAAUUACCGAAGAUCUCGCAAAUCAAGAAAUAAAGGUAAUGUUGACCAUCUACUUGAACUCGGUGGAUUACAGGAAAACUUUGAGUCUAAUCCCAGUUUUAGGAGAGUCACUAUCCAUCCGUUGGCAAAUGAAAGUUGUUAUAAGAAUAGAAAUAAAAACUCAAAUGACCUUCAUCAUCAAGGUAAUCAUUUUGGCCCUAUUCGUCAUGUUAACCGACAUAAUCGCCAUCCGUACAUGUAUAAGAAAGCUCGCUGAUUAAACAAACAAGUUUGGUGAGAUAUAUGUAUUACAGUAGUUGGACAAGUAAAAUAGAAAGAAAGAUUGAGAAUGAUAGCUAAUUAGAUAUUGUCAGAUAACAUUUUAAAACUUGUGAUUAAUGUAUACGUUGUGGACUUUGUAUGUUGAAAAAUACAUAUAUAAUAACUAGUCAAAGUUGAUAUGAUU